AUGUUCCUGGCGCGUCUUGUUCUGCUUUUGUACGGUCUUGGCAACCUUGGCUUAAAAACACCUGUAUUAGCUCAAGUCUCUUCUUCUCUCGCAGCUUUCGAUGUGCAGGGAGCAACCUUUGCAGAGACGUACAAACAGUCGACAACCGAAAUUUUUGUCUUCAGGGAAGAUGAUGUGAGACAUCGUUUCCGUGUCUCAAGCGUCGAGGCUUUGGCGAUUUGCCCGCGUCGUUUGGCGUAUCCAGCGCGUUUGGAGGACUUGAGCGUUGCUGAACUUUUGGCAAUGUAUCUCAAACGGAAGCAAACGACAGUUGUCCGUGGCAACAGAGCUAAGAAGCAAUUUGCACAGCGCCCCACCCUCAUUUACAGAAUGUCCCUUAAGCAAAUUCUUUCGAUCCUUCAAAACACUAUCAAGCAUGAUUUGGAUAUCGCUCCCCAGUCCAGGAAGAAGAACUAG
Messenger RNA from Zychaea mexicana, 456 nucleotides. RefSeq lists its product as uncharacterized. NCBI's taxonomy places the organism in Eukaryota, Fungi, Mucoromycota, Mucoromycetes, Mucorales, Lichtheimiaceae. The record is from RefSeq and is a predicted model, not a curated record. The transcript is spliced from 4 exons. The coding region runs from base 1 to 456 and encodes 151 amino acids.